AUGGAAGACUGGAACAUACCGGAACAAAAAAUAAAGUUAGAAUACCAUGUUAAAUACAAUCCCUUGGAUUUUGCACCUGUGCAGGCGGAAGCUGAAUAUCAAGAAACACUUUUUUUGAAGAAGGCUGCGACAGGUAAGCCACCAUGGGAUUUAUCACGAGCUGGUCCUGCAUGUGCAAUGUUGGAGAUACAACGAGAAAAAGAAUCAGCUCAGAUGUAUUUAGAUGAAACAAGACGCAGGGAAGCAAUAAUGACACGAAAGUUUAAAUCGCAAUAUGAAGAAUUUCUGAUAGCUGAACAAGAACUCAGAAAACACUUUCUGCGGUUCAACAAAUUUGUAAAAGAAAACAAGGACAAGAUUGAAAGAGCUCAAAGAAAGUAUGAAACCGAAACAAUAGUACACGAUGCUCUCCUUUCUGAUGUUGCAGAGCUGAACAAUCAGGUGGAAUUUUAUAAUCAUGUCAAGAGUGUUUUGUUAAGACAUAUUGAAAAAUACAGGGCCUAUGAGAAAUACCUAGAAGAUGUUGUAGAGAUAUCGCCCAAUCUCCACAGCAUUGCUGAUACUCAUAAGCGUUAUCAGGCAUUGGUUUCAGCAAGAGAAGAGAUUGCUAUAUCCCAGCAAAGAAACAUGCGAGAAUUGGAAAAAACUCGAAAUGAAGUUGGCCUACUGGCAGCCGAGAAGAACUCAAAAAUAAUCAGCCUAAAUACAGCAUUGGCACAAAUGGAUAAACGCUAUCAAGAUGUGAAGUACGAGUCUCAAAUUUGGGAGUCAAGAAUAGUCAGAAUAAAAGAUUUGGUUUACUCAAAAGAAUCUGAAAUAUUUAUUGUCAAAGAUUUAUUUUGGGACAUGUAUGUGGAACUAAUGAAACGAAGAAACAGAAGUGGUGCAGUUCGCCAACCUAUGGCAGAUCGCGAAGACACAGAAUCCCAUCUCAAAUUUAUACAAAUGGCCAUCAACGAAAUUCGUAUGAUUGUGGAAUUGGCCAAGGUAAGUGAGAGAGAAGAGCGUUUGCUGCUGGAAAAGGCUGAAGCUGAAAAAAGUCGAUUAGAAGCCCUGGCUUUAUUACAAGAUAAUGAGCAAGGCAGUGAUGAAAAGGCUCGAGAUGGCGUGGUAUCAUCCCAAGCAACAUGA
Molecule: messenger RNA, 1131 nt
Organism: Ctenocephalides felis (cat flea)
Lineage: Eukaryota; Metazoa; Arthropoda; Insecta; Siphonaptera; Pulicidae
Product: coiled-coil domain-containing protein 42-like
Exons: 8
Coding region: 1-1131 (376 amino acids)
Source: RefSeq, a predicted model, not a curated record